ACUCCAAGUGCCAGAAAACGAAAGAAGAUAGACUGUUGUAGCGAAAUUGGGCCUUGUUGCUCACAAGCAGACAAGUUUAAGUUGGGCUUCAAUGCUUCAUUAGAAAAGCGUUGGUAAAUAAUUGAAAUGAACGUGCUUGGAUAUUUUUAAACUGCCUAGCUUAGCGGAUAUUAAUCAAAACACAAACCGAGUGAAUUGGAAAUGAAGAUGAAACGAUUUUUCACCUCGAAAGGGAAGAAAAAGAAGUCGAACUCUGAUGCGAUAUUGGACGAAAAGAUAAUUGAAAUAAGUGACGCCGAUAAUUCCCUUGCAUGUAAUGACUCAUAUACAUCCAGCCAAGAGCAGAGUAAGAAUGGAACGAAACGUAUUGCCACCAAGAAAGUUUCAAAACCCCGAAGUCCUUCUGUUGGCGAAAUAUUUAUUGACCCCGCUGAACUUGAGAACGGACAUUCGUUGAUCUCUGCCAAUCAAUCUAACGUCGUUCUAAGAAGAUCUUCUCGUGAUGCUCUUGGAAACGGCAAGCAUUCACACCGACAGAGCCAAGAUCGGAUUCCCGGCUCCGAGUCCAGCUCCCGGACUGCAUCCUCCGCAUCUUCACAAUCCUUCACUGGAGGAAGAAGAUGGUCCGCCCGUCGUCCGUGGUCACUCGUAGAAUCUUUUCGUGGCCAGACGCUGUCGGAAUUUGCCGAAAGUCAGCCUAGAUCAUAUACCCCUGAAGCUCCAAACCACCUUAACACGUCAGAACCUGCGGCCACUUUCACGCGCGGUUUUACAUUAGAAGAAAUUCAACCGACCGCAAAAGGUGGCCGAACUAGAACCUUAACACUGGAUAAUUUCUUCCGUAGAUUCAAAAAAUCGACCUCGUCCUCUUCCGGUAAGAGUCCAUCAGACACAGACUCGUCAUCAGGGAUUUUCGGCAGCGGUCGUGGCUCUUUUCGACUAAAGGGAUCCAAAGGGAAAAAGUCGAAAAAGAAACGCAAAGGAUCAUCAUCUGACUCUUCAACCCAAAUUGAGCAUUCCUCUUCCGCAUCUGUGUCUGAUUCCAGGCUUUCAAGAGUGGCUAGCAUACCAGAGGAAAGCUGCAUACCACCUAACUCAACACCAACAGUUGUUGCGAACAAAUACGUUCGAACACAAAGCAACGGCAGCUCUGCAAGCACUGAUACUGUAAUCAGCAUCUCGGAGGUACCUGAAACGGUAAAGCACGUCCCCUUUGCAAAACCAACAUCGGACAAUGUAUUUGCAAAAGAGAUUUUAGAAUCUGCGUGCUCGGAGUACCAGGACGAGUACAUAUCCUCGGAAAGACAUGACCACUGUGUUGUUACAGAUUCUCCCGAAUACACCACGGUAGGAGAAGAUAUCUCUAUAAUAGAAACAAGCUCAUCCUACGUCUACUCCAAUGCUGCACCUUCAAGAUCUCAACCUACCCUAAGCUGCAACGUAACCCCGUCUAAUACAUUAGGCGCGCCUACCCCAGUUAAACGAAACGCAGAAACAGACAUUUGUGAUGAAAGUUCAUUAACAAGUGUUUCAACCACGGAGGGCUCGGUCACAUUCAGUAGCUCCGCGACUUGUUUAGCACAUCGAACGAUUGAAUCUAUCCAGGCAACAGAGAUGAACACGCAAACAUUACCUCGGCGCCGCAGCCACACAACAACACCUGUACAACUACGGAAACCACUGAACAACCAAGUUAUGUACGCCUCGUCACCACAGCUAACCGGUACAUCCCAUGUACAAAGACCUCACCUUUCAUCAACCUUGCAUCCUCCUAAUUUUUCAAGCAACAACGAAAGUUUGGACAGAAAAGGGCACAAAAAAGCGAGCGGUUCUAUAUCGUCGACCGACGGAAAAUCUACCACCGUAGAUUCGCCAAUCAAACGUGCGAUCGGCUACCCCGGAGUUGUUCUUCGUCGACACCAAAACCGUCGACCAAAGAAACAUACCGUGAAGCAGUCUUCUUCUAGUGGAGAUUUUAUGUCAGUGGAGCGACGUGCAAAGCAGGUUAUGUCGCUUAACAUGGAGGACUUACCGACCUAUGGUCAAAUGCAACACCGUCGCCGUUCGACUUCGCUUUUUACGCGCGAUGGACGCCCUGAGACUUUUCACCAAGGGGGUUUGUCGGGAGUAGAAGCCGGGCGGGCUCGGCUACGAGCCGCUCUACUCUACCAACGUUAUUCCUCACUCUCUACGAGCGUUGAUGACGUAAAUAUGAUCAAACUCAUGCUGGGAUCCCAGCAGUCACUAGAUAACUUGGAUAACAUGGACGACGAUGAAUUCCUGGAUAUGUACCUCGCCUCCCCGGACACGUUAACAGUAGGCGGUGACGCCGUUAGGUCCCAGCAACAGCAGGAACCAAGCUCAAAGCGCGUGAAAACCCUGAGGAAGUCCGUUGCUUCCAUUGCCAACCUCAUUUCCCCAGGAAAGCCAAGCAGAACCAAACUCCAGCGCUCUUCAAGUUUUAAAGAGUCUCCAGCUCCAUCCUUCAAGCCGUACAGACCACCCGGCAGUCAACAAAACACAGGGGCUGCGGGUUCGACUCCCUCAUCCGGCAGUACACCGGGGAAACGUAGCAACAGCGGUAGCGUAACGAAAAACCGUCGCAGUAAACUGUGGUGUGAGACAUUCGAUCAUCGCGGGGUAGAAGAAGCCGAACUAAAACGACAGGAAACGAUUUUCGAACUUUAUCAGGGUGAAUGUGACUUAGUGGACGACCUGCGCAUGGCUAAACAGACGUAUAGGGACUCGAUGGUGACUCUUAAGAUGCUCACAGAAGACGAGGUCACUCGCAUCUUCGGGAAACUGGAUUGCCUUCUUCCUCUUCAUGAAAAUCUUCUCCAGCAUCUGGAAGCUGAGAGGACAUCAGAUGGAAAAUGUGACGCCAUCGGUCACGUGUUUCUUUCCUGGUUUCCCACCCUUACACCAUAUAAUGAGUAUUGUGCGAAUCAAGCUGACGCCAAAGGCACCUUGGAUGCUGUGGUCAACAAGGAGGCGAGGGUUCGUGAUUUCCUGCAACGUUGCCUCGAAUCUCCGUUCAGUCGCAAGCUCGACUUGUGGUCGUACCUCGACCUACCACGCACUCGGCUUGUCAAGUAUCCGUUGUUGUUGAAAAAUGUUCUCAAAGCGACUCCAUCCGAUCACCCGGACGCUGUACAGCUUGAAAAAGCGCUGACGAUGGUUAAUGACGUCAUAACGCGAGUUGAUGACCUCACAGGCGAGCGACAAUCUAGAUUUGUUCUAAGUAAACUGGAUUUCUUGGACGACAAACAAAAAUGCCCAGAAUUGGAAGAAAGUCGUGCCCUCAUAUGCUCAGGGCAACUUAAAAGCUCCCGUGGCACGAAACUUCACGUCUUUCUAUUCGACCUGGUGCUGGUGCUUGCACGCAAUGUAACACGGAACGACAAGUCAUACCAAGUCUACCGACGCCCAAUACCACUCAGUCAUCUUAUUAUAGAAGGUGACGAGGGCGGACGAAUGAGUGGAUCAUUUCGUGGCGGAAUUUUGAGCGGCGAUAAAGCUAAAUACGCGUUUCGAGUUCGAUCCGACGAGUUGGGUUUAUCGUAUACUCUCAUAGCGGCCGAUGAGCACGACCGUAAGCAAUGGGUCAACUCUAUCACCGAAGCGACUGCGAAGUUUCAAUCUCGGCGUGGCUCCUCCGCGGGAUCUGAACCCUCGAAUCCCAGUCGUUGGUCAUCUGAUCGUCGGGCUCCACCCGCGCCCGAAGCGGUGCCUGUGAAACGCUCUUCUUCAGUAAAAAGCGACAGAGGCGGCCUAAACUCGUGGUACCGGAAUCGCAGCAUGACAGCCAACCAGCAAAGCGGUAUCAACCGUAAUGUUCCCGUAAAGAAAGAAAGCAGACGCCAAUCUCCAUUAUUUUCACGCCGCAAACCCCUCUCAAGAUCCCGACUAAGUCUCGCUGUGUCUAAAAGUAUCGACAAUGAUGAAAAUAUGGAAGUGUCGCCUUCUCCGCCCAUAGAAUCACCCAACCAAUCUGCUAUGUGUAGAAGAAGUCGGAGUCUCACAUCAUCACCCAUAACUCUACUAUCAGCUCCCCCACCCCGCUCAGCGGCCGGUCUGUCCCGUAGCGAGUCAUGCACGACCAAACCACCCACCGGCAGAGUUCACCAACUCGCUCAGUCAUUUUCGAACCCGAACUUUCAAAGUCCCUCAAAACCCCGCUACGGCAGCAAACUACAGCCCACGCUAUCCAACCCUGAACUACACCAACGUAUGGUGGUGAUCGACACGACAUUAGAAGAAGUGAAAGAGCGUCUCUCUUCACCCACCGGCGAAGAAGAGUCGACCCCUAUGGUCAAUGUCCUUACUGCAACACCUGGGUCAUCGGUCGGAAAUUCUCCAGUUGUGAAAAAUCAUCAAAACAUGUCCCAUCUGUUCAUAGACUCCCCUGAUCACCCCGCAGCAUCCAAUACCUCCCGUAACUUCCCAAUGGACGAGGAAGACUCCAUCUCUCCUCUUUACAAAUCUCUCCCUACCACCACCUGCUCCUCUUCUCUCUUCUCCUCCUCAUCGUUUUCCUCCUCCUCCUCCUCCUCGGUGAUGCCCAUAUUAGGAUGGACGAUACCAAAGCCGAGCAUCGACAGCACAAAACCUGACGUAUUCGCCGAGGAUUGUGACGUCACUUUGUCUUCUGUGACGGAAGAAGCGUCAUCCAACUUGGACGGUGACAUCACACCAACCAAUGAAACACUGUCCAUUUUCAGCCCCUCUGACGUCACGAAGGCUCUCUGUGACAUCAUAGAUACUGUUUGCUCGCAGGAGGUAAAAUCCACCGGUGUUAUUUUAACGAGCGACGACGGACUACAGUUUCGAGGCAACAGAGACGAGGUUACAGUGUAGUUUAACUAUCACCUCUGGUACUUAGUUCCAUCAAUUUUAACAUUUCCACGUCACUGUUCAAACUUAAGGAAUCGCUAGAAGGCUGAACGCUGCUCAAUCGAGCUGUGACAACUAAUCAUUCAAUUUCCCUGUGAUGGUAGAAAUUUAUACAAAUUUGAUAAAUCUAAAUUCGUUCAGCUUCAAUAUCAUUCCAUACCUGCCGUCCGCUCUCAGUUGUCAAAUGCGACAUACUUAUUUAGCCCCCCCCCCCCACCACUGUUGUUUCACUCGUUCUAGUGUUCUUUGUUUCUUUCUUGCCCAGUGCGGUCCUUGCUCAAUUUGCUGCUGAACUGUGAAGUUGCAGAAGCAGCUCUGCACCUUUGCUUUCAUAUUGUUGUGCUCUUUUAUGAUAAACUACAUAAAUCAAAUAAACAUGCACAAAAUU
Ciona intestinalis (vase tunicate) is the source of this 5281-nucleotide messenger RNA. RefSeq lists its product as uncharacterized. NCBI's taxonomy places the organism in Eukaryota, Metazoa, Chordata, Ascidiacea, Phlebobranchia, Cionidae. The record is from RefSeq and is a predicted model, not a curated record. Gene Ontology annotation, molecular function: guanyl-nucleotide exchange factor activity. Gene Ontology annotation, biological process: positive regulation of Rho protein signal transduction; intracellular signal transduction.